This is a messenger RNA of Solanum pennellii, 959 nucleotides long. RefSeq names its product NAC domain-containing protein 83. The transcript is spliced from 3 exons. Gene Ontology annotation, biological process: regulation of DNA-templated transcription. Gene Ontology annotation, molecular function: DNA binding. The record is from RefSeq and is a predicted model, not a curated record. NCBI's taxonomy places the organism in Eukaryota, Viridiplantae, Streptophyta, Magnoliopsida, Solanales, Solanaceae. Bases 111 to 881 code for a protein of 256 amino acids.
CGAAUACUUCUACUCAUCACUACUCUUCCAAGAAAGUACUUGAAACUUGUCGUUGCGUUCUCUCUUAAAUAAAUAAAGCUUGUGUUGAUCGAAUCGAGUAAUUUGAUCGAAUGGACAAGUUCAAUUUUGUGAAAGAUGGAGCGAUAAAGCUACCUCCUGGUUUUCGAUUUCAACCUACUGAUGAAGAAAUUGUUUUUCAAUAUUUGAUACGUAAAACAUUUUCUUGUCCCUUGCCUGCUUCUAUUAUACCUGAAAUCAAUAUUUGCAAGAACGACCCCUGGAAUUUGCCUGGUGAUGUAGAGCAAGAUAGAUAUUUUUUCAGCAACAAGGAAGCUAAAUAUAGGAAUGGUAAUAGAGCAAAUAGGGCAACUAUAGGUGGUUAUUGGAAGCCAAGUGGUUUAGAUAAACAAAUUAUAUGCAGUAAAAGAAAGCCAAUUAUUGGGAUGAAGAAAACUCUUGUUUUCUAUAAAGGAAAGAGUGCUUCUCAAGCUUAUAGAACUGAUUGGAUUAUGCAUGAAUAUCGUCUCGUUCUUCCUAAAAAUUCAUCGUCCAAUUUACAUGUCCAUUUCAACAAAUCAUCAUCUCAGCAGAAUAAUUCAUUGGUUCAAAUAGGAAAUUGGGUUCUUUGUCAUAUAUUUUUGAAGAAAAGAAAUGGAAAAUGUGAUGAAGAAAUUAUUGAGGCUAACUAUCAUGAUUAUAAUUACAAGGCUAAUGAUGAACAUAAUAAUGUAGAUUAUUAUGAUUUUAUGAGGGAAGAUAAUUUGAGUGAUACUAGAGCUGCAGCUUCCUCUUGUUCUUCUUCUUUGAGCAUUAAUAAUUAUGAUGCAAAUGAGGUUUCUUCAUGUCCAAGUAGUCUACUACAACAUCAACAACCUCUUUAAUUCAUAAUAUUGUACUUAAUUUUCUUGUUUUCCCAUUGUUUAAUGCAAUAAUAUUUUCUUCGAAAAAAUUAAAAGAAA